CGUACCGUGGCGAGCACUUCACUUGAGCACUUGCAGAGUUUUCUUUGCAAUUGCGCACUGCAUAUGUGUGUAUAUAUAACGGCCAUUUGUGCGCUGGCUGCGAGAGCAACGGGCAAGCUAAGGUACCAUCGAGCAGCAUGUACGCCGGCGGCGGCGGCGUGAGGCGUGCGGCGACGGCGCUGAUCUGGGUACUGGUGCUUGCGGCGGCGGGUGGCGGCAGCGUCGUCUGCGAGGCGCAGCUCCGGCGCGGGUACUACGCCGGCGUGUGCCCCAACGUGGAGUCCAUCGUCCGCGGCGUGGUGGCCAAGAAGAUCCAGCAGACACCCGCCACCGUCGGCGCCACCGUGCGCCUCUUCUUCCACGACUGCUUCGUCGAGGGCUGCGACGCGUCGGUGAUGGUGGCGUCGACGGCGAACAACACGGCGGAGAAGGACCACCCCAUCAACCUGUCCCUGGCCGGCGACGGCUUCGACACGGUGAUCAGGGCCAGGGCGGCCGUGGACGCCGCGCCGGGAUGCCGCGGCAAGGUGUCGUGCGCCGACAUCCUCGCCAUGGCCACCAGGGACGCCAUCGCGCUGGUACGCACGACCGUUUACUCGGGCGGUCCGUCGUACGCGGUGGAGCUGGGUCGGCUGGACGGGCUGAGGUCGACGGCGAGCAGCGUCAACGGGAGGCUGCCGGCGCCCUUCUUCAACCUGGACCAGCUCAACCAGAUGUUCGCCGCCAACGGGCUCUCGCAGACCGACAUGGUCGCCCUCUCAGAACAACGAACAGAAAUAGCUCAUCUCCUGCACUAUGGACGCAGCUGGGCACACGGUGGGUCUGGCGCACUGCAGCACGUUCGCGGGGCGGCUGCGGGGGGCGGACGCGACGCUGGACGCCGGGUACGCGGCGCAGCUGGCGGGGUGGUGCCCGGCGGGGGUGGAUCCGCGGGUGGCGGUGGCCAUGGACCCCGUGACGCCGGUGAGCUUCGACAACCAGUUCUUCCGGAACCUGCAGGCCGGGAAGGGACUGCUGGCGUCGGACCAGGUGCUGCACACGGACACCAGGUCCAGACCCACCGUCGACGCGCUGGCACGGAGUCGCGUCGCGUUCGACCGAGCCUUCGUCGACGCCAUCACCAGGCUGGGCCGCGUCGGGGUCAAGACGGCGACGGCACGGGGCAACGUCCGCCGCGACUGCGCCGUGCUCGGCUGAGAAUAGAAUUAUUCCUCGUCAGAAUGCCGUCCAGCACUUCAGCUACUUCGUUAUACUCGUCGAUCGGAUUCUUCAGACAUGGGGAAAAAAAAGGAGAAUAGAAGGAAAUGGAGAAUUGUUGGAAUGUAUAGCAGGCUUAUGUAAUGUAGCUAGCACUGGAAUGAAAACUCUGUUCGUGGUCAGGUCUACAGGAAAUCUACAGAGUAUAGAAUCUCACUUGUGGUGCACUCAAGCAAGCAAAUAAAAAAAAAACGAUGUUAUAACUCUCAA
Molecule: messenger RNA, 1467 nt
Organism: Sorghum bicolor (sorghum)
Lineage: Eukaryota; Viridiplantae; Streptophyta; Magnoliopsida; Poales; Poaceae
Product: peroxidase 51
Exons: 4
Coding region: 138-1298 (386 amino acids)
Biological process (GO): response to oxidative stress; hydrogen peroxide catabolic process
Molecular function (GO): peroxidase activity; heme binding
Source: RefSeq, a predicted model, not a curated record